Molecule: messenger RNA, 4074 nt
Organism: Lodderomyces orthopsilosis Co 90-125
Lineage: Eukaryota; Fungi; Ascomycota; Pichiomycetes; Serinales; Debaryomycetaceae
Gene: KIN2
Product: serine/threonine protein kinase
Exons: 1
Coding region: 1-4074 (1357 amino acids)
Biological process (GO): microtubule cytoskeleton organization; intracellular signal transduction; protein phosphorylation
Cellular component (GO): cytoplasm
Molecular function (GO): protein serine/threonine kinase activity; ATP binding; tau-protein kinase activity
Source: RefSeq, a predicted model, not a curated record
AUGGAUGCCGAUCAACCUUUUAUUCAGAGUGAUACAAGCAAAAGUCAGUUACCAGAUGGUAACCAGUCAAGUACACCCUUUGCUUCACAUCCAGCAACCCCGCGUAUGUUGAGAAGUACCAGUGGGAAUUUGAAGACGAAAUCAGAAAUGAGUUCUACAGGGCUGAAUGAAAGAAGUCUGGAUGCGCAGUUGUUACCACCUCUAUCAAUCCCAUCACCUGCAUCAACCCCCGUGGGUGCAACAAAUGCACCAGGAGUCAGAGGUAAUCCCAAACCACUCCCUAAGCCAAGGGAGGUGGCUUCUCCCGCGCUGAGUAAGAUGUCACAGGGGCAGAACUCUUUGCAACAAAUGAACCGUAGUCCGAUGACUCCGAGCCAGUAUUCUAAUCAUCAAUCACAACAACGCCAACAAACUCCACAACAGCAAAGGCAAACACUGUCGCAUCAAUACGAUACUAAUAAACAGCCGCAAACUAUGUACGUAUCUCAGCAGUCGCAUCAACCACAACCAACGCCAUCGCCAUCGCCAUCGCAACCACCGCUGCAACAGCAACACCACCUGCAGCAACAACGACAAUCGCAUCAUCUGCAGCAACCACCACAACAGCAGCAACAAUUUCACAGGAAGUCCAUCGGUGACUGGAACUUUGUAAAAACUAUUGGGGCUGGGUCUAUGGGGAAGGUGAAGUUGGCUCAACAUAAUACAACCCAUGAAAUUUGUGCUGUUAAGAUUAUACCUCGAGCUGCAAAGCUUUACCAGCGAGCUCAUGCUCAUGAUCCACCACCACAAACGUCUCAGGAAGCCGCACAAAGACAUAAGGAGUUUGAAAAGGAGUUGGCAAGGGACAAGCGUACCAUUAGAGAAGGUGCACUUGGUAGAUUAUUAUUUCAUCCGUUUAUUUGCAGAUUGUACGAGAUGGUGCCCAUGACCAACCAUUACUACAUGUUGUUUGAAUACAUCGAAGGUGGACAAAUGUUGGAUUAUAUCGUUGCUCAUGGAUCUUUGAAAGAGAAGCAUGCUAGAAAGUUUGCUCGAGGAAUUGCAUCUGCGUUGGAUUAUUGUCAUAGAAAUAACGUGGUGCACAGAGAUCUUAAGAUCGAAAACAUCAUGAUCAACGAAAAGGGUGAUGUAAAGAUUAUCGACUUUGGAUUGUCCAAUUUGUAUUCUCCAAAAAAUUUAUUGAAAACCUAUUGUGGUUCGCUUUAUUUUGCUGCCCCUGAAUUGCUUAGUGCUAAGCCUUAUAUAGGACCAGAAGUUGACAUUUGGUCGUUUGGUGUGGUGCUCUAUGUGUUGGUUUGUGGGAAAGUACCUUUCGACGAUCAGUCUGUCUCCGUUUUGCAUGAAAAGAUCAAAAAGGGUAAUGUGGAAUACCCAAACUUUCUCUCGAAAGAGUGCAUUAAUCUAUUGUCAAGAAUGUUGGUUGUGGAUCCUAACAAGAGAGCUUCUCUUUAUGAGAUUUGCUCACAUCCUUGGAUGAACAAAGGCUAUGAUCAUAAAGUUUCCAACUAUCUCCCCCGAAGAGAACCUUUACGUUUACCAUUGGAUCCAGAGGUUAUUAAGCAGAUUGCUGCAUUUGAUUUAGGGUCAGCACAAACAGUGACUGAAGAAUUGACUACAUUACUCACUAGUGUUGAAUAUCAAAUGAGUACUGAAAAUUGGUACAAUGUCACUAGACAAGGUAAGGAAUACGCAUCUGCCCCAAACUCUAAUAUUCUUCCUGAUCCCACUGGUGGGUUUCAUCCGUUAAUUUCAAUUUACUAUUUAGUCGUUGAAAUGAGAAAGAGGAAAAAGGCUAAAGAAGAGGCCAUCAAGGCCCAAAUUGCUCAACAAGAACAACAGAAGCAACAACAGUUACAAUACCAGCAGCACAUUCAGCAACAAAAGCUUUUACAACAGCAGCAGCAACAGCAGCAACAAGCUUAUACAUCCUUACCAACACCGAAGGAGGAUUAUACCCCUCAGCCUAUCAAGACUGGUGAUCCACAAUCUAGAACACAACAAUACUCUCACGAGACCGCUACUCAAGUUCCUAUAGUAGGGCUGUAUAACCCAGCUAAAGAAAUACCCAACACUCCACAACCAAGAAUUAUUGAGACGUUUACUGGUUCUCCUUCGAAAACGUUGGACCCAAAACGCGAGCAAUCACCCAGUGUUGCUCCACCAGUUGCUAAAACUCCCGUUAUCUCAGUUCCCGAACAAGCACACACAUCUGCUAUUCCUUCCACUUUUGACAAUCCACCACUAGGGUCUACUAGAAAUGACCAACUAGAAAUACCCGAACAACAACCAAGAAGCCCAAGAAGCACGACUCCGAUUGAUACAUUGGACCCAACCAAAGGUGGUGGAGGUGUUGUAGGCGGUGCUGGCUUCAACAACUUGUUUAGGAAACUAUCAAGUAAAAAAUCGAAAGGAACGGGAUCUCCAAAGAUUGUUUCGCCGCCUGGUCAUGACUUUGAUUCUGCAAAAGUUCUGCCUCAUUCUUCACAAAGUACUCUUGAUCCACUAGUGCGUCGUGGUGUCAGUAUGAAGGUGACGGCAAAGGAAAAGGAAUCAGGAGCAAGAUUGUCGCCUACAAAACCGGACAGAAGAGAGAGGAAGCAAGACACGGCUAUGCAUGCUCAUUCUGCAUCUACAUCUACACCUAAUAGACCUCACGGGUUCAUCCCUGUGGAAUACUUGCCACCGUUACCAAACUAUGAUCCAAAUACCAAUACUGUAACCCAAAAUACAUCAACAAAACAACAGAUGCUCACUGUCCCAUCACGUAAAUUGCACCCAACUGCAAGAGCUAAAUCUGUCGGUGGUCAAAUUAGAAAAGAUGCAUAUGGCCGUGGUAGAAGUAAUACAGCUACCCAAAGUAAUGCUAAUCCGGAGCUUGCUCAUUCCACCAGUCCACAUAAUACUGAAUUAUCAUUUGACGAGAGUUCUGCUGGUGCCUUGUUUGAUGAUGUUAAAUUAGAUGAUAUGGAAGUUCAAGAAGUGCCACAACUUACAGAGGAUGAGAUUAUCAAACAAUACAAUGAAGCCAAGCCCGGUUCUAUGCCAUCGAUUGAGCACUGCAAGACCUUGUUCUUGAAAGGGUUCUUUAGUGUACAAACGACUUCAACUAAGCCAUUGCCAGUUAUCAGAUACAACAUUAUUAAUGUAUUGAGUCGAUUAGGAGUCAGGUUUCAAGAGGUGAAGGGUGGAUUUAUUUGUGUGCAUACGCCUUCAGUGCAACAACAAGAACAACAUCAACUACCACCACCGCCACAACAACAUGAGGAUGAUGCUGAAGAUCAAAUUUUGGAUGCGUAUGCAAACGAUGAUGAAAAUGAAGAAGAGAAUGAACUAUAUGGUGAUGCAUUUAGACUGAAAUCGUCAACGUUGAAAUCAUCUUCAUUUGAUGAUCCUAAAGUGGAGGCUAUCUCUGAAGGUGCACGAACUCCAAAUCGCCAAUCAUCCAUUAACGCUCAAGCAGGAGGGCCGUUAUCGCCAUCCACUUCUCAAAACAAGCCACAAAGGUCAUUAACUGUUGGUGGUGGAAGUGGAUCUUCAGGACAUCGAAGGAAAAUUUCUAUUGGCAAUACAUUCCUCAAUACCUAUCGUAAAAAGAACAAUUCUCAAGUACAAAUGCCACCAAAUACUCCAGCCACUGCACGCACCAUUAGAGGAAUGUAUGGAGAUCAUGAAGGAGAUGAUGGUGAUGGAAACAAUGGAACGAGUUCGAAUCCAACUGAAGUUGAUUUUGCCAAUGACACUCUUGAACUUGACAAUUCUGCUGAUUCGUUAAGUGGAUACAUGGGAGGAAGUGAUAUGUUGGUUUCAUCCAAGAUUGAACAUCGUGCUAAUCACCAACGUACAACUAGUACUGCUAGUAAUUCAAGUCAACAAUACCAGCAACACCAGCAACGUCGCAGUGGUGGAGGUGCUGGUACUGGUGGUGGUGGAUCCAAGUCCCCAUUGAAGUUUGAAAUUCAUAUUGUUAAAGUUCCCCUUGUUGGAUUAUAUGGAGUUCAAUUUAAGAAGUUGUUGGGAAACACUUGGAAUUAUAAAACUUUGGCUAGUCAAAUUUUGAAUGAAAUGAACUUGUAG